Messenger RNA from Microdochium trichocladiopsis, 1384 nucleotides. RefSeq lists its product as uncharacterized. The record is from RefSeq and is a predicted model, not a curated record. Lineage: Eukaryota; Fungi; Ascomycota; Sordariomycetes; Xylariales; Microdochiaceae. Bases 110 to 1288 code for a protein of 392 amino acids. The transcript has a single exon.
UAUUCAUUCGACCCGUCCAUACAAACGGCUUCUUCCGCCUCAUCCCUUCUGCCCUGGUCCCAGAGAGCCUCUCCGUCGCCAUCUGCAGCAGCCACGCUCGACCACUUGCAUGCACCUCGUCGUUACACAAGGCCAGCCAACCAAGACACAUCAAUCGACAUCGCCCUCCCCCAGCACCGCCUGCAUCUCCUCCACCCCGUCCUCCUCCUCCUCUUCCUCCAUCAACCCUCAGCCCGCCGUCACCAUCCACGCUCUCUCCCUCUCUCUUUCUCUCUUCCUCUCUUCCUAUCUCCCCCCCCACCCCUCUCUCUCUCUCCCACUCCCUUCCCGAAGAUGCAGACUGCCAUCGUCCUCCAUGGCCCGACUGCUCGCCUCUUCCCUCCAGCCUGAUGCCCAGCGCCCUUCCCUCUUCUUCCGCCUGCCGCCCGAGCUGCGCAACCGCAUCUACCACCUCUGCGCCGGCAACUACAUGGAAGUUGCCGCCGGUGGCACUCCCCUCGAUCCAGACUCUUUCCUGCGCGACGGCCAUGUCACCCCAGUCCCGCCCCUGCUCUUGACCUGCAGGUUGAUCGCCAGCGAGGCCACGGCAGUUCUAUACAGUCUCGCCCGCCUGCGGUACGUCGCCGUCCUCGGCUCCACGCGUGUCGAGGUCCACGCCGUUGGCCGCUUCUCCCCGCGUGCCAUACACCACUUACACCUCGAGAUCCGCCCCGUCUGUUGGCAGCAGGCCUGUGACAACCUGGCCCGCCUCGUGCCCCGCCUCACUAGCCUCGAGACGCUCGGCAUAUACCUGCCACGGCCCAUGGGUUGGGAGCAGCAUCCCCUCCAUGACGGCGGCCUGGCGGGCAAUCUGCCGCGUCAGACCCCCAGCAAUCAGCACCACAUCAACGGCUACCACAGGACGAGCAACAACAGGGCCUUGCUAGCGGACAGCGCCUGGCGCGCGCUCAAGCCGAUCCUUGUCGCCGCUCAGAGGUCCGGGCUUGCAAGUCUCGAGCUCAGAGGUUCAUAUGAUCGCCGCUUCGCAAAGCUCGCACAGGACCAGCUUGACCUGGACGUCAUCCUGGGACCCCAGGACCACGACUACUACAUCACCGAAGAAGACGGCGAGCUGGAACAAGAACAGCCGCCUGUCGACAAUGUUGCCCAGAACGGGCCACUAGAACAUCCCAUGUCUCAUGGACCGAGCAGUCCACAGCUUGCGGCACUCCCACUGACACCGGCCAUCAUGAUUAGAAGGCCACCAAUAGUGCAUCUCGAGACCGAGACACACCAGGGUCAUCCUUAGAUUCUCUGCCACACAGACUUGAGCCAUGGCGGACGAUAUAUAGUUUGCAUUACAAGAAAUAAUUUUAUCUGCGCAAUGCGCUCCCCCCGAGAGGAA